CGUCAGUUCGCCCAUGUGCUCUUGCCCACCACCACUCCGCCCACAGCCGCAUCGCGAGCGACAAACAGCCUUACGCGACGACGUACCCAAACGUGCUUAACUUGUGGAACCUCAUCUGGUCUCUUCCCACUGCCUCUUAUCCGCAAUGCCCAUCGACACAGCCAAGCUCCAUCCGGCGUACGCUUCCGCGUUCAUGCCGUUCCCCUCCCGCCGCUCCACAGUGUUCAGCGCGAAGGGCAUGGUCGCGACGUCACAGCCCUUGGCUGCACAGGCAGGCCUCGAAAUCUUGAACAAGGGCGGCAACGCGGCCGACGCUGCUGUCGCCACGGCCGCAGCCAUGAACGUGUGCGAGCCGACGGCGACGGGGAUCGGCGGCGACGCCUUCUGUCUCUUCUACGAUGCCAAGAGCAAGAGCGUGCACGCCGUGAAUGGGAGCGGGAGAGCGCCAAAGGCUCUUACUCUCGAGUACCUCCGGGAGCAGGGCGUCACGGGGGACAGCAUCCCCCUGACCAAUCUCAACUCAGUCACUUGCCCGGGCACGGCCGCGGCGUGGUGUACGACCAUUGAAAGGUUUGGUAGUCUCAGCUUGGCCGAGGUGCUGGCGCCGGCGAUCAGGAUGGCCAAGGAGGGAGUCCCCGUCCACGAGCUAAAUGCCGAGGCGUGGAAGAUACAGGAGAAGCACGUCAAGGGGGCUAGCGACAACUGGCGAGAGAUGAUGAUGCCAAACGGCAAUGCCCCGCUUCCCAGUAACAUCAUGGUACACGCCGAGUUGGCGGCGACGUUUGAGGAGAUUGCAGCAUCGGGGCGCGAUGGGUUCUACACGGGCCGCAUUGCGCAGGCGAUUGUUGACCUCGUGCGCUCCAAGGGCGGACUGAUGACGCUGGACGACCUCGCUGGCACCACGGCUGACGUUGUCGAGCCGAUCAAGUAUGACUUCCGCGCAACUGACGCGGACCCAGGCAUCAGCCUGUGGGAGUGUCCGCCCAACGGACAAGGUCUUACGGCACUUGUCGCGCUGGGCAUUGUCGAGGCCGUGCAGGAGGUGCAUGGCGUCGAUGUGCUCGAUCUAGAGCUCAACAGCGCAGAAUACCUGCAUGUGCUGAUUGAGGCACUACGCCUUGCAUUUGCAGACACGCAAUACUAUGUCACCGACCCCGAGUUCGAGCACAUCCCCGUCUCCGAGCUCCUCUCGAAGGACUACCUUCGCAAACGCGCGGCCCUCAUCAACUUGGCGCACGCCACGCCCGUCGAGCACGGUAAUCCGACGUCGUCAUCGGAUACGAUUUACCUCGCAACCUCGGACGCACAUGGCAACGCCUGCAGCUUCAUCCAGUCGAAUUAUGCGGGUUUUGGCACAGGAGCCAUCCCCGCCGGGUGCGGCUUCACGCUCCAGAACCGCGGCAGCAACUUCACCUUGCGCGAGGGACACCCCAACAAUGUGGCUGGUGGCAAGCGGCCGUACCACACCAUCAUCCCAGCCAUGCUGACGCGCGGCGACGACCUCGUCGCUGCGUACGGAGUUAUGGGCGGGUUUAUGCAGCCGCAAGGACACCUCCAGGUGCUCUUUAACAUACUGCGGGGUUUGAGCCCACAGCAGAGCCUCGACGCGCCCCGCUUCUGUAUCAGCGCUGGACUUCCCGAUCCGUCAAAAAAGGAGAAGGGGAGCGCUGGGCAGGUCGACUCUGAGAUCUGGUUCGAGGAGGGGAUCGAUGAGAGCGUUGUGGAGACGCUGCGGGGCAUGGGACACCGAUGCGAAAUUGCGCGGGGCUUCGCACGCAAGAUUGCGGGUCGUGGGCAGAUGGUGACCGCUGUGCGCGACCCGAGUGGGCGCACUGUCUGGGCGGGCGGCAGCGACCUGCGUGGCGACGGGUGCGCCGUAGGUCAGAUUUAGCAGGCUACAGCAUAUGCAU
Molecule: messenger RNA, 1910 nt
Organism: Cutaneotrichosporon oleaginosum
Lineage: Eukaryota; Fungi; Basidiomycota; Tremellomycetes; Trichosporonales; Trichosporonaceae
Source: RefSeq, a predicted model, not a curated record